UCAUCGUGCCGGUCGACUUGAAUACAGCGUUCCAUUUACCCGCAUUGUGAAACACAACGUCAGUUAUGUGCCCGUCUCUACGCCAAGUAACUGAUACACGAGUAUACUCGCGUGCCAUCAACUAAUAAUAUGAACAGUGCAAUGGUGCCGGAAGCACGAGAACAAAAAAAGAAACAGAAACUCAAGUAUCCAAAGGCCGUCUUCUUCAUUGUCAGUAAUGAGUUCUGCGAAAGGUUCUCGUACUAUGGAAUGCGAACUAUUUUGGCGUUGUACCUGAAAAACAAAUUGGAUUAUGGUGACAAUACAGCUACUGUUAUUUAUCACAUUUUUACGAUGUUUGUGUACUUUUUUCCGUUAUUUGGUGCAAUGCUGGCAGAUUCGGUCCUUGGAAAAUUUAGGACUAUAUUUUACUUGAGUAUUGUCUAUGCUCUGGGUCAACUGCUCCUUUCAGCAAGUGCUGUUCCCACGUUUGGUUUACCAAUCAGAGAAUUUUCGAUGAUUGGAUUACUUCUAAUUGCUCUCGGUACAGGUGGCAUAAAACCAUGCGUAGCAGCCUUUGGUGGGGAUCAAUUCAUUCUUCCACAACAAGAGAAACAUCUUAUCAUGUUCUUUUCAGUUUUCUAUUUUGCCAUAAAUUCUGGAUCACUUAUCUCAACAUUCCUCACACCAGAACUCCGUAAUAAUGUAACAUGUUUUGGAGAUCAAGAAUGCUUUUCAGUCGCGUUUCUUGUCCCUGCUAUCCUCAUGAUUGUUUCAAUUGUUAUAUUUCUCAGUGGUAAAUCGUUAUACAGGUUGAAAAAACCAGAGGGAAAUGUCGUCCUGGGGGUCGUUAAAUGUAUGUCGCGAGCAAUAUAUAGAAAAAUCAAAAGCAAGAAAGAGCUUAAGCGUGAUCACUGGCUAGACUACGCUGAUGAUAAGUACGAUACCACGUUAAUUUCUGACAUAAAAGCAGCUCUGCAAGUUUUGACACUCUUCAUUCCCUUACCAUUCUUCUGGGCCCUAUUUGAUCAGCAAGGAUCGCGAUGGACAUUCCAAGCUACAAGAAUGGACGGUCAAAUUGGGAACUUUCUUCUGAAACCUGAUCAAAUGCAAGUCGUUAAUCCACUCUUCAUCGUCAUCUUCAUUCCAAUAUUUGAGACAUGUCUUUACCCUCUAAUGGCAAAGAUUAGAUGCACUGAUACGCCAUUAAAAAAACUAACCACUGGCGGAAUUUUAGCUGCAGUUGCUUUCAUCCUGUCUGCCCUUGUGGAAUUAAAUUUGGAGGCAAGUUAUCCAGUUCUCCCAAUGGACGGUACGGCACAAUUGCGGAUUUUUAAUCCAAGAAAUUGCACAUUACCACUUGUAAUAAAUAAUCAAUCAAUAAUUAUGAAACCGUUGGGUAUUUGGGGAGAUAUUGAUAUCAGCCUAAAAGGGAAUCAAUCAAUAUCAUACAGUGCUGAUUUUUCACAAUGUGGCGGGGCUAAAAAUGCUUCGGGAAUAAUUACGGCUGUGGAAGGCCAAGCAACUUCAUAUGUAUUAGAACCAGAACUCUCGUAUGCCUACGAGGAUCAUAAUAAUAAAAGCACGAAUGGGAAUCCCGCAAUUCGGGUACUAAGUUAUAACACUUUGGGUCGAAAUGCAGUGACAACAGUGGAGCUAUCAAAAGUGAAUUUUGUUUUUAAAACAAGCACAACAAGUGAUGUAGCACAAAUAACCCCGGUAGCCGACUUUAAUCCUGGGGAAUAUGAUGUCAAAGUAAAUGGCAAAGAUGUAGGGUCCAUAGCGAUCAAACUCGGUGGUGUUUAUACUCUGCAGACAUAUGUCACUGCCAACAGUACGACGAUAGGCCUCACUACCAUCACUCCAGCCAAUUCUGUUCAUAUCUUAUGGCUCAUUCCCCAGUAUAUCGUUAUUACAAUGGGUGAAGUUAUGUUCUCAGUUACUGGGCUCGAAUUUGCAUUUACACAAGCCCCAGUAACAAUGAAAUCGCUACUUCAAGCUGCUUGGCUGAUGACCGUGGCGUUUGGUAAUCUCAUCGUUGUCAUUAUUGCUGAAGCAAAGAUAUUUGACCGACAGGCAUUGGAAUUCUUCCUCUUCGCGGGUUUAAUGGUCCUGGAUAUGUUGAUAUUCGCAAUUAUGGCUAAUUCCUACAAAUAUAGAAGUUAUAACGAUGAUGAAAAUUCUGGUCAAUCCGAUGAUGAAGACAUAUCAUUGAAAGAAAAGAACGGCCACCUAAAUGAAUCUUUUUCAGCCAGCGAAGAAAACGUGAAAUUAUGAAGAUUUUUCAUGAAAUUUCUUAUAAAUUUAUUUGAGUAUUUAUAUUCAGAUACGUGUAAUCACUUUUUUUAUAUCAAAGAGACCCAAUAUUUUUUAUUGUACAUAAAUCAAGAUUAUUAAAUAUUAACUAGUUUUAGA
This is a messenger RNA of Diachasma alloeum, 2394 nucleotides long. Its product is annotated as peptide transporter family 1. Gene Ontology annotation, biological process: oligopeptide transport; transmembrane transport. The transcript is spliced from 8 exons. The record is from RefSeq and is a predicted model, not a curated record. Gene Ontology annotation, cellular component: membrane. Bases 130 to 2256 code for a protein of 708 amino acids. NCBI's taxonomy places the organism in Eukaryota, Metazoa, Arthropoda, Insecta, Hymenoptera, Braconidae. Gene Ontology annotation, molecular function: dipeptide transmembrane transporter activity.